AGCAGCGGUCUCGCUUGCGGCUCGCCGUCGUUUCCCGGCAUGCCCAGAGGCUGCGGUGGGUGGUGGUGUAAUGGCGGCUGUGAUGGUGGGCCACGACAUGUUUGAGGAGAUUGUGAUGGCCGAGGAGAGGUUUCAUGGUGAAGGGUAUCAGGAGGGGUAUGCUGAAGGCAGUCACGUUGGAGUUGUUGAGGGAAGGAGAUACGGAUCACUCCAUGGUGCUAAGAUAGGGUCUGAGAUUGGCUACUACCUUGGGUUUGCACUGACAUGGCAGUGUCUGCUCCAGAAAUGCGCAGAUGAAAGGAACAGCAAAAAGAUAAGGGCUCUGAAUUCCUUAAUAAGGAUGAUUCAAAAAUUCCCAUAUGAAGACCCUACUUAUGAUAAGCUGCAAGAAGAUCUGGGAAAAAUCAGAGGAAAAUUUAAACAGGUUUGUACAAUGCUAAAUGUUCAGUCUGAUUUUAGAAUCAGUACUGAAAGCUCUUCCCUAACAUUUUGAAUAUAACAGAUGAAAGUAAAUGUGGAUGACCAAAGAAGAAACAUUAAAGGAACAAUUAACUGGAGAAGUGUUUAUCUACUCUUACUUUAAAUGAAAUCACAGUAGCGCAGGAGUGCUAGGUAUUAAAGGGAAAAGGGAAAAUCAUUAAACUUGCCAGAGUACUUAUAUGUCACUUAACAUUUAUUAUCUCCAAGUUUUACCUGAGAGCACUGAAACAUUGUUAAAUAGAAAUAUUUAACUAGCCUUGCACUGAAAGAUUUAAUUCCUCAAAAGGAAAAUGUACACAUUUGCAAUGUUUCCUUGUUUAAAGAGUGUAUGUUAGUUAAAAAUCUGUGUAUGCAGAUCAUGCAGUUUACACAAUGUGUAGAUACUGUAGGUGAAGUAAGAUAUAAUCAGUUGUCUGUAAACUUUGUUGUAGGAAUCAUUGGGAGUAAAGGAUAGAACAACAAGGGAAGUCAGAAUGGGAAGGAGAAAAAUUAAGAUACCUGCUCAUAAAGUAGCUGCAGCUCAGAGCAUGAAAAAACCCUACCAAACCCCCUAAAACCCAAACAGUAAGCAAUAUAAAUGAUCAGUGAGAGAAACAUGGCUAUAGAAGAGCUGAUACUGAUUUUCUGUAUAUAUUAGUACCUUUUAUCAAGGGAAAGCUUUUUAUUUUCCAGUCUUGAAUAUGUACUUGUUAGUCUUAAAAAAAAAAAAAAAGAUGCUGUCAGCUAAAUUUAUUCAACUGUGUUAAAGGGAAGCAGAGUCAAUUAUUUUGCUUGAAUGAUACUUUAGGUUGCUGGAUGCCUUUGCAUACCAUUUGCAAGAUAUGAUGAGUUCUAGAAGACCUUUCAUCAGUUGUAACUUAUGCUGGCUAAGUCUUCGCAGCAUAGUGUAGGUUUGUAAAGACAGAUUUGAGUCCCAUGGCUGUCAGAAACUGUAUGCAGGGUAAAGUAUCUCAGGUGAAGGAAAUGUUUCAGUAUAGCUAUAUCCUUGACCAGCUCUGCUAUGUGCCAUCUGGACUUCAGCUCUGGUUUACUCAUACAGCUUUUUUAUUAUACAAGAAAAUAACUUGAAUUUUUAGAUGGUCACUGUCACAUCUGGGACGUAAAGCACAUGCAUUCUGCUAAAAGUUUUUGAUUUUGGACUCCAGUGAUAAUUCUGCUGAAUGUAAGAAGGGAGUUGUGUGCAUUUGUGUCAACUUACGUCAAAACAAUCUGUUCUUUUUUGUCUGUUGCCUGAGUAUGUAAGCCAUUUCCUUAGUGACUUUUCUUAAUAACCAAGCAAUCAAUGACAGUUCCUUUGAAAAUGGGUUUGAUGGAAUCUCUCAUUUAAUUUUAUUUAUAGCAAAUUAUUAGAAUAAAUUAUUAUCUAAAUAUGUAUUUAGAUACCCAUAUUUAACUAUAAAGAUUGUAGCAACCAGGAUUUCAAACUGGGAUGAACCAGGUUUAGGGUUGCCUCUGAGGUCUUUAAUUUGGCUCCGUAUGUGUAUCUAUACUGAUGGAGUCUCUUCUUCCACAAGUCUGUAUUAUGAAUGAGUAUCUUGUGUUUCAUGUCUUGUAUGGGCCUGAAGGUGUUUAUUAAAGGAGGUAUGGUUAAAAUUUA
Molecule: messenger RNA, 2077 nt
Organism: Melopsittacus undulatus (budgerigar)
Lineage: Eukaryota; Metazoa; Chordata; Aves; Psittaciformes; Psittaculidae
Gene: LTO1
Product: LTO1 maturation factor of ABCE1
Exons: 5
Coding region: 71-493 (140 amino acids)
Source: RefSeq, a predicted model, not a curated record